This is a messenger RNA of Cyanidioschyzon merolae strain 10D, 747 nucleotides long. RefSeq lists its product as hypothetical. The record is from RefSeq and is a predicted model, not a curated record. NCBI's taxonomy places the organism in Eukaryota, Rhodophyta, Bangiophyceae, Cyanidiales, Cyanidiaceae. The transcript has a single exon. The coding region runs from base 1 to 747 and encodes 248 amino acids.
AUGAGCAACGCUUUCGUAACCGGGCUGGAAUCAUGCAAGCUUAGGCAAAGUGUUCGCUUCGAAAUUGAAAACGGUGCGAACGCGGAACCGCACGCUUCGCUGGACAGGUGGCGGCGUUCACCAGCUCUGGUGCGGAGGCGUACUCGUUCUCUGCGGUUGCCGCUUUGGCAACUGCGUAGGCAAUCCGGCUGCAUUCGAAUUCGACUUCUGUGUGCAAACUCAGAACCCAGUUCGACUGGGCGACCACGAGUGACACCGUACCCAUCACAGCGGGCUAUUUUCUCGAACGAUAAGAAAGCGUUCACGCCGGCGGAGCUCAACGACUUAUUCGUACGAUGCAACGAGCCGCCACGCGAUGAACGUAAAAUUUUACGUUGCUUGAAAUACUCUUUCUCGGUAGUUUCCGCUCGUCUGCUUGGGAAAGAUCAGCGCCUUGUUGCAUUUGUGCGCAGUAUUUCCGAUGGUGUUAUGAACGCGACUCUUUGGGACGUGCUGGUGGACCCGAAUCUGCCCAACCCGGCCGUCAUGCGUCGGAAUAUCAUUCGAAGGAUGCUGGACGACCUCAGUAGGGAUAUUCCAUUAUGCUCAGUGGCCAUGAUUGCUCCGGAAGAUCUCGUAAUAUUCUACGAAAAAGAGUGCGGUUUCGUGGCCGAGCCAAACGGUAUCCGUGCGAUGCGGCUGGUUCGUUGGCCGGAAAAUCUCGAUGAACUUGACCCUAUAGAGACCGAAGACGGUGGCCAGAUAUAG